AUGAAGGUCCCGAACGGCAGUGCAGAAUCCCACGUCCCGCCUCUUCCUAGCAACAGCGUCGAGCCAAUCGCCGUAAUUGGCUUUGGCUUCAAAUUCCCACAGGAUGUGACCAAUGCCGAGAGCCUCUGGAAACUGCUCAUGGAGCGCCGGUCGACCAUGACGGAGAUUCCCAAGAACCGGUGGAACAUCGAUGGCUUUUACAAAGAACAUGGCCAUCGGCCAGGCACUGUGAAGAAUCGCGGUGGCCAUUUCCUCUCCGAUGAUCCAGCCCGCUUCGAUGCUCCGUUUUUCUCUAUCCAGCCAGCCGAGGCCGAGUGCAUGGAUCCGCAGCAGCGCUUGCUGCUUGAAACCAGCUACCAUGCUCUUGAGAAUGCUGGCAUUCCCAUGCAAGCAGCCAUAGGCACCCGGACGUCAGUUCACAUGGGCUGUCUUCUACAAGAAUACAGCCAGAUUACCCAGAGAGAUGCCCAAAUGCCCGGAGACUACCGAAUUGUCGGCUCUAGUGGUUUGGCGAUGCUGUCGAACCGUUUAAGCUGGUUCUACGACUUCAGCGGACCCAGCAUGACGGUGGAUACAGCUUGUUCUGGGGGCCUAGUCGCUCUUCAUCUUGCAUGUCAGGAGCUACUUGCAGGGACUGUUAACAUGUCGCUUGUAGGCGGAAGCAAUCUAUGUCUACUGCCUGACUCGACCGCCUUGCUGAGCAGUCUCAACAUGAUGUCCAAAGACAGCGUUUGCUAUUCCUUCGACGAGCGAGCUUCUGGCUAUGCGCGAGGCGAGGGCAUCGGAAUCCUCGUCCUCAAACGUCUUUCCCAAGCCAUUGCUGAUGGUAAUCUUAUCCGCGGUGUCAUCCGGUCGACUGGUUGCGGGCAAGACGGCAACACUCCGAGUAUCACAUCGCCCAGCCAAUCUGCACAGGAGCGCCUUAUCCACGAGACAUAUGCACGAGCAGGUCUUGGUCUCGACGAAACACGCUACUUCGAAGCCCAUGGCACCGGGACUCUGGUUGGUGACCCGUGCGAAGCAGCAGCCAUCAACAGUGUCUUUUCUGCUCGGACCCCUGAAGAACCCAUAUUCGUUGGCGCACUCAAGUCGCAUAUCGGCCAUUCUGAAGGCGCCAGCGGCAUCGCCGGGAUGAUCAAGACGCUUCUGGUUCUGGAAAAAGGCAUUAUUCCCCCAAAUGUCUAUCCCGAACGUAUCAACCCUGCCGUCAUGGCUGCUGGGCCCAACUUGAAAUUCCCGAUGGAGCCUACAAGGUGGCCUGUAGGAGGCGUUCGACGUGCAAGCGUGAAUUCCUUUGGAUACGGCGGAACCAACGCCCAUGUUGUGAUUGAUGAUGCGCGGAGCUUUCUUCGCGAACAUGGCCUAGAUGGCCGUCACUGCACCGAGGAUAUUGACAGUAGCGAGAUUGAGUCUCGUGGGACUUCAGCUCUGAGCUACACAUCCAUCAACGGCGACUGUUCUGAAACCGGGCAUUCUGACCACACGCCUUCUAGCUCCACGGACGACGACAAAAACGAUACGUAUACCAGCGAUGGCAACGCAGCGUCCAAGCUACUGAUCCUGUCUGCAUUUGAUGAGCGAGCACUCGGCCGAUCCAUCGACGCCCUCCAAAAGUGGACACAGGAUCACCUGAGCACCGAAAACCGAGACCAAAUCCUCCGAGAUCUCGCAUUCACUCUCGUCGAGAAACGGACCCGGUUUCCCUGGAAAUCAGUCUGUGUGGCUGCUACAAACACCCAGGCUGAACUUACCUGGUCCCCUCCCGUACGCUCAAAACAGACUUUGAAUAUCUGCUUCGUGUUCACGGGCCAGGGCGCACAGUGGCAUGGCAUGGGCCGCGAACUCAUGGUCUACGACGUUUUCCAGAGAAACAUGCAGCAAGCAGACGAGUACUUUCGCUCGCUCGGCAGUUCCUGGUCUUUGAUAGAUGAGCUGUACGGUAAAUCGGAAAAGGAGUCGGCUAUCCACCAGCCUGAACUCAGUCAGCCCAUAUGCACGGCUUUGCAGGUUGCUAUCGUAGAUCUGCUGGCGUCUUGGAACGUCCGCGCAUCUAUAUCUGUCGGACAUUCUUCUGGUGAAAUCGCCGCUGCAUACGCCAGCCACGCCAUUUCUCGCGAGUCGGCCUGGAUGAUUGCGUACUUCCGCGGCAUGGCCGUUGGCAUUUCGCAGAUGCUGAAGCCGUCGAAUGGCGCCAUGAUAGCUGUGCAGGCGCCGCUGGAGUCGUGGAAGAACCGCCUAGACGAGCAAAACGCAGCGUGUCCCGACGACCCUGUUGUCAUUGCCUGCUACAACAGUUCCCAAAGCUUCACUGUUUCUGGGCCACGCGAGGGCAUCGCUCAGCUUACGGAUACGUUGAGAGAAGCUGAGAUCCAGGUCCAUGUGCUCAGGAUCGAUGUGGCGUACCAUUCGCAUCACAUGAAGCCCGUGGCCGAAGUCUAUGACAAGCUUCUGCGGAAGAUUGAAGCUGGCAAGCCAAUUACCCACCCCCCGUUAUUCGUAUCGACUGUUACCGGAGCAGCUCUCGAGGAACUCGCUGACCUCAGAACCGCAGCGUACUGGAACAGCAAUCUUACUGGUUCAGUACAGUUUUCAAGCGCACUGCAGAACAUCUGCGCACGCCCAGACGCAUCUACAUACUGCUUUGUUGAAAUCGGACCUCACUCCGUCUUGCGCUCGCCACUUGCCGAUAUUCUCAGGACAAACGGCCGAGACGCCAAAUCAGAAUACGUCUCAGUGCUGCGUCGCGACCGCGCAGCCGACACCACGGCGCUGGAGUGCGCAGGCAAACUGCAUACACUCGGCGCCAACAUCGACCUCACGGCUGUGAACAAGCGCGCCGGCCCGCGCCCGAACGUGCUCACAUCGCUGCCGAGCUACGCAUUCGAAGACAAGAAACGGUACUGGCUCGAAGGCCGCACAAGCAUCCAGUACCGGCAGACGAGGUUUGUGCAUCACGAGUUGCUCGGGUCGCGAACACCCGACUGGAACGAACACGAGGCCCGGUGGACGAACCGUAUUCUGCUCGACCAGUCGCCGUAUCUCAAGGACCACCGCAUCAAUGGCUUGUGUCUUAUGCCUGCGGCUGGCAUGCUGGUCAUGGUCAUCGAGGCGGUGCGCCAGUUCUACAGCGACGGCGCAGCGGCUGGGGCCUCGGGAUAUAAAGUCAAAGAUGUCUCGUUUACAAAGGCCAUGACGCUAUCGGAAGAUGUGCGUGGAACGGAAAUUCAGCUUACGCUUCGCCCCGGGAGCGUUGACGCUCGAGACACGCAGCCUGGAAGCGCGUGGAGCCACUUCUCGCUCUAUGUCUACGAGAACACAGCAUGGCAUCUUUGCUGCUCCGGCUCCGUGGCAAUUGAGUAUGCAUCUCAAACCGAUACAGGCGAAGAACAACCACUUCAGAUGCGGGAAAUGGCCAGGGACUUCUCAAAUGCUGCGACACAGUGUACCAGUGAAAUCAGCAGUACAGAAAUCUACAAUGCGUUCAGCACCGCAGGCCUAGCCUACGGCCCAACUUUCCGCGGCGUACACAAAGUAUGCUGGGACGAGCAGAGUCAGGCCACAGGCUGUAUUGGUCUGCGCGACUGGGAGAAGCACGCACGACAUGCCUACAGCGAUGCGCACAUGAUCCACCCCGCAGCCCUGGAUACAGUCCUGCAAAUGACCUUCCCCGCGUACUCCAUCUACGCCAAAAACGCAUCUGCCACGACGGUGCCCACGGGAUUUAGCAAUGCGUGGUUCUCGGCUGACCUGGGGUGCGCGGCGUCUGCAUCUGAGCAUGUACGGGUGCACGCCAAGGUGACGGGUCGCGGGUUCCGCAAUAAAUUGUUUGCUGUUACGGCGGCGGAUGAGAGUAUGCAACGGGUGUACUUUUGCGGAGAACUGGAAACGUCGACGAUUGGACGGAAUAAUGGCUCUGUGGCGGACGGGAAGGAAAAGGAGAAGAGCUUGUAUCGCAUCGAUUGGCAGCCAGCGACGUUCCCAGACGCAGCAACGGUGGUAUCGGCGAGCUCGAAGAAAACAGUCAUCCUCGUUGUGUACGAUGAUGCGGAUGCUCGGCAGCAAGAUGUGAUGCAAAAGCUUCAAGAAAUCGCAUCGCCGCAGUACGGACUCGAGGCGGUUGCAGUGCCCUGGACGUCUGUUAUGCAGCACGAGGUAUCCAACGCCACUUGUAUUUUUCUCCCAGGCUUAGACGGCACUCUGUUGCUCCGCAUGCAAGAAGACGAUCUGGACAAAAUAAAGUACCUGGUUUCAAGCGCUAGUGCCGUAAUAUGGCCUACCCUGCAGUCCCAAGAUCUCAGCCAGAGUCCUACAGAUGGUCUCGUGUCAGGACUCAUCCGUACGCUGGCAACUGAAUCUGAAGACUACCGUCUAGUUAGCGUCAGUCUGAACGGAGAGCCUGGACUGGAUAAGCUCACGACGAAUGUCAUGAAAGUGGUCCAGACAAUGCUUCAGCCACAGACUGAUCCCGAAGACGAGUACUGUGAGAUUGAUGGCGUCUUAUGCACACCACGGGUUGUCGACGACGAUGAGCUGGUCGCUCAGGUACUGCCAUCUAAGCAGAUAUCGAGUAUCGUCUCCAGACCUUGGAGUGAGCUGGAAAGUCCUGUGCUGACGAUUGGUGCGGCCGGAAUACUCAACACGCUUCACUAUGAACAAAGUGCUCUCGAGAAGGUCAAUAUAGGGGUUGGCGACGUGAUUGUUGAAGUCAAAGCUGUUGGACUCAACACCCGCGACCUCCAAGUAGCGCUUGGUCAGGUACACGACGAUGCUCUUGGAAUUGAAAUUGCUGGUGUUGUGGUACAAACCAGCAAUUCAAUAGACGCCGAAUUCAAGAUCGGUGAUCGGGUCUUUGGUGUUACGCGCAACGGUGUAGCGCAAAAGAUUCACUGCAAAUCUUUCCAACUGCAAAGGAUUCCGGAAAGAAUCGGCUUCGCUGAAGCAGCGGCUUACCCAAUAGCAUCCUGCACCGCUUACUACGGCCUGGUGCAAAGGGCUAAUAUCCAGAAUGGCGACAGCAUACUCGUUCACAAUGCUGCCAGUCCGCUGGGUCAAGCAGCUAUUAAGGUCUGCGGGCCUCAAGGAUGUGACACUAUCUUUGCGACAGUGAACUCGACAGAAGAGCUGGAAUUCGUGACUAAUGGCAGCAACAUCCCUACGUCGCAUGUUUUCCUUGCCGGAGAUCCUGACCUCGAGCCUGGUAUCCGGCAAUUGACUAGCGGACGAGGCGUAGACGUCAUUCUGGGCUCGACAGACACUCUACGCAACUCAUGGCGUUGUAUUGCUCCCUUUGGCCGGAUAAUCGACACUGGAGAGGAGCACGCAUUUGUUUCUACGGCAAACCGAUCGAAUGAGACUUCGCUGCCACCGAUAAUCAGUAAUGUCACAUUUGUCAAUAUCAACUUUCAAGAGCUGUCGCAAAGUCGCAUAUUUAAAGACACUUUCGAACAUGUCCAUCAACGGAUUGAUAACGGCCUUUACGAUAAUUUUGGACCACUGACGCUGUUCAAGCAAAGCGAAGUUGAGCAAGCAUUCCGCGCGCUGCAAGAAAAGCCGGCGGCCAAAGUCGUGAUUGAAAUGGACAGUCAAGAAGUAGUCGAUGUGGAGGUCGUACCUAAUGCACCUCAGCCAACCCUUCAUGGGGAUGCAACCUACCUCAUCGCUGGCGCAUUUGGCGGUAUAGGCCAGAGCAUUGUCCAGUGGAUGGUGCAUGAAGGCGCCAAAUAUCUAGUAUUACCGUCACGCGCUCCAAUCGAAGGAACUGACCGCGAGCAAUUCGUCCAAAAGCUACAGGCACAGGGAGUAGUUGUAAAAGCUCCAGUGUGCGAUAUUGCCGAAAAGAGUAAUCUCCAUGCCAUGCUGAACUCUCUCUCCGACUUGCCAGAAAUCAGAGGCUGCAUCCAAGCUGCAAUGGUGAUGCGCGAUUCUUCAUUCGCCAACAUGUCAAUUGAUAAAUGGCAGCAAUCGCUUGCGCCAAAGGUGGCUGGCUCCUGGAAUCUGCACGAGGCCCUGCCCUCGGAUCUAGACUUCUUCGUAAUGCUUUCUUCAUCCACAGGCAUCAUGGGGUCCUUUGGUCAGUCCAAUUAUACGGUUGGAAAUACAUACCAAGACGCAUUAGCCGCUCACCGGAUGCGCCACGGUCAGCGUGCUCACACUUUAGCGCUUAGCAUGGUCACAGGCGUGGGCUACGUGGCGCAAAACGAACAAGUCCAAGCUCUGCUCCGCGUACGUGGCAUGCUGGAAGAAGUAUCCAUGGAGGACAUUCACAAUCUCCUUCGGUACUGCUGCGAUGCCUCGCGCGUAGAUGCCAGCACUAUUGGAUCGCAAAUCAUUACGCCGCUGACGCUGCCCGCUGACUUGCGUGCAAUGGGAAUUGUAGCUCCGCUUGGUAGCACACGGCCCAUCUACCACUACCUCGACACGCUUCCAGCGCGUAUCGCCAGCACAACCGAGACAGACAAAUCGCGUCCAUCAUACAUGCUCGCUGAAGCCACUUCUCUCGUCCAAGCCAUCGAUAUUAUUGUCAGUGCCAUACAGUCUCAGCUGUCCAGUCUCCUGGUUGUAAGCAAAGACGAUAUCGACCCGCAAAAGGCCAUUUAUCGCUAUGGCGUCGACUCGCUUGUUGCAGUCGAGAUGCGGAACUGGUUUUCAAAAGCGGUGGGUGCAGAUGUGGCGACUGCUGAUAUCAUGAGCGAUGUUAGUAUUUGGUUGUUGGCUGUUAAGGUUGCGAGCACGAGUCGCUUUGUUAAGGAUGAGCUUAAGGAAUAG
Molecule: messenger RNA, 6765 nt
Organism: Exserohilum turcica Et28A
Lineage: Eukaryota; Fungi; Ascomycota; Dothideomycetes; Pleosporales; Pleosporaceae
Exons: 4
Coding region: 1-6765 (2254 amino acids)
Biological process (GO): secondary metabolite biosynthetic process; fatty acid biosynthetic process
Molecular function (GO): phosphopantetheine binding; oxidoreductase activity; fatty acid synthase activity
Source: RefSeq, a predicted model, not a curated record